Messenger RNA from Armigeres subalbatus, 5910 nucleotides. RefSeq names its product proteoglycan 4-like. Bases 209 to 5578 code for a protein of 1789 amino acids. Lineage: Eukaryota; Metazoa; Arthropoda; Insecta; Diptera; Culicidae. The record is from RefSeq and is a predicted model, not a curated record. The transcript has 4 exons.
AUUGCGGCACUCAACGCUCAAACAUUUUUGCGUUUUGUAAACAUCAGCGUUGCUUUUUGUGUCGCGUUUGUCGGAAUUUUGUGUAUAUUUCGAUAAAUUUUCGCUCGAAAACCCGCCAUUCCGGAAGAAAACUAUUGAUAAUGUUGGCGCUUCGCUCCGGUGUUGGAUUGUGAGUGGUUUCCGAUCGAUUUUGUAGCAAACCGAAACGAUGGAAAUAAUUCCCAACUCGUACAUCGCUCGCGUCGUUUUGGCGUACCUAUACGAGGAGAAGCUGAACCAGGCGGCGAUUGAAUUUUGCAAGACUAGUCCCUAUCUGCGGGAGGAGCGGGAAUUUGUCAAGCGAGGCUUCCGGCCGACCACUUGCAUCAGCUUGAAGCUGACGACGCUGUUUCGCGAUUAUGGCGAGAUGCAGCAGAAAGUGGACGUCUUCGUUCAGAAGCACGGAGUGGAGCUGGACAUACAGCAGGAUCUGUCUCUGGUGAAGAAGGUUGAAAUGGUUUUGGCGUUGCUGAAGCAGGCACACAAGAACAGGCGAAGUGUUGUUGAUGGGUUGAUGGCGAAAAAGGACUCCCGUAAAUCAGGUUUGGUUUGUAAACGGAAGCGGUCGGUUCCAUCGCCACACCCAUCGCUGUCGAGCAGCACUCCAGAAGUUGGUGAACCGAAGCAGAAACGAAUAUGUACUAAUCCGCCAGCAUGCAUCGUGUUGAACGAUUCGGGAAGAAACUUAUCCAAUUUGUCGCAUAUUUCUCCGAUUGGGGUAGCGGACGAUAGCACGCAGGAAUCGUGCAGGGAUGAUGACGGUGAUGAAGGACAUGAAGGUGGAGAGGAGGAAGACGAUGUGUUGGAUGUGAGGAAAUUUCCUUCAAUUGAUCUCUUUUCUCGGACGCUUUUGGAGAAUGAGAACUAUUCGGAGAAGAUUGCGGAUUUGAUUAACAAAGGGCGGGAGACGUCGCUGUGUGCCCAACCUGAUCCUAAGGAAGGUCCCAGCGUAGCUAUGGAGGAACACGUUGACGAGUUGAUCUCGUUCAUAGUGAAUAAUGCGGUGAAAGACAAGGUCUUCGAUGAUAUUCUAGCCGAUAUCAGCAGUAAGGCUAUCGAGGAGCAGACGGGAAAUAACGAAGAUGGAACAACUACACCCCCAUCGGCAGAUACGCCAAUAAAGGAUAGACUCCGGAAGACCUGCAGAAAAAACUACAAUCCUAGUUCGGCCAAGCGCUCUUCUAAAAAAGUGAAAGUGAUUUCGGAUGUUCCUUACUAUGGAGGAUUACCAGAAGGCAUAGACGUUGAGAAAUCUGAGCCUGCUUCGGUGACCGUUGUGAAGGUAGAACCCACUGCUCAGGCAUCGGAAAAAAUCAAUACACAAUCGACUAUAGCGAUGAUUCAACCGGAAGUUUCUUCGACAGCAGAACAACCGAUCGCGACAACUUCCACAACUCAAUUCUACGUAAUACAACCAGAUAAUACCACGAAAUUGGUUGACAUCAAUCAGCUACAGUUUCCUACUCAACAGACUGGUGGCCUGUCGGAUGCACUCGGUUCGAUUCCAUCCACAAGCGCGUUUAUUCCAGGAACUGGUAUUCUGGAGAACGCCUAUUUUAUCAGUGUUCCAAAUUGCUACAUCGAGUCCAACAACCAAGUUCCCAUUUAUCUGAACGCAUAUGCACCGCCAGUAGUGGAACCAUCUGUGAGUAAUCCUUCAGUUGCCGUUGCGCCCGAACCUAGUCUAGAGAAGUUCCUUAUCUUUCCGUCCUCGUCUUCGAGAACCUCUAUCGUUAGCAGCAUAACAGAUACAGCCGCAGCCACAUCAACAAUCAGUAGUUCAUGUACUUCAACUGUAUCCACCACGGCUAUUAAUAAUAUUUGCUCGUCAUUCGUACCGCUGCUGCCCAAGCCGGAAGCAAAAUCUCCACCCCAGCCGACAGUUCCCGUAAUCCCCAAAGAGGAAGUCGAAAUCACUCCCCAAAAUACUGUCACUUUGGACGUCAAAGCACGUAGCAAUUCCACUCCAAGCCACAAAGCGUCGCAUAUUCGGAUUCUGAAUUUCCACACUCCUGCGAAGCAGUCCGCUCUAGCCGCGGGAAUCUCGAAUAGAGUUGCAACCCCCGGUUCUGCUCCUCCGGCCGUCGAUGUCCGAAGCCGUUGCGCUCCUUCACUGGUCGAACGAAUGGAGUCUAUUCCCGAAACUGUCAAUAAACCCAAUAAACCGGAUCCAACGAAAUCUCCCGACAAAUCAAUCGACCUGAAUAAAUCCAGUUCCGGUGGUCCCGCUCCUAAUCCCAACUCCGUUUCCAACACACCCCGUGUAGCCAAGGAUCCCAGAACCUGCGUUCGUGUGCUUUCCCGAUCCGCCAGCAAAGAAGCCGUUAUGGAGCCUCCAAAACCUAUGGUGGAAAUACCUUCGGCUGCCGUAGCAGAAGUGCAGAAAAAGAUUUCAACUACGCCGAGGGUUAAAAUCAGCGACGCCGAAAUGGAAGAAUGGCGCCGGAUUCGAUCGGUGUCCAAGUCCAACUUUGACCAACAUCUCCGUCUUAUGGAAGAACAGCGACUGAAAACUACUCCUUGCGCACCGAUACGCAAGAAGCGUAAGAAACCAUCCAACCGGAAAGCACCUCCUGCAAAUAAAGUUCCCGCAUCGCCGGAGGAACCGGAAUCAACAUCAGCGAAGGGGUGUGAUUCUUUCGAAUCUUUGGAUGCAGCCGACACCAGUAUUACCGACCUACACGGUCAAAUGUUAGAAGACGCACUGGCGUCGGCCAAGAAACCGGAAGUCGAAAAACAACCUGCGAAAACUCCUGCAAAAGGUAAAACAUCGAGCAAGGAUCCCAACACCAGCGAGGAACAUGGAAGCAAAAUCUACGUUAAGAUUGCCACGCCGCGGAAAAAAACACCCAUGAAGACAAGUCCGAGACGAAGGUUUUCUAAGGGUGAAAAAUCAGUGAAAAGGCGGCGACCGAGUAAUCCUCGAAAGAAACAGGCGAUUGAGAAGAAGUCAGUUGAACAACAGGAAGAGGAGAUACAGAAAGAAGAGCCUAUGGAAGAGGAAAUUGUGGUCGAGGAAGUAACGACAGUCAAGGUGGUCGAAAAGACCACGAUAGUGUUAAAGAAUCAUGACGCUGAAGAAAACAAAGAAUCUGAUACAACGGAUGCCAUUGCACCAAAGCCGGUUUCAGUGCCGGAACCAGAGCCGGAAUCGGAGUCGAAGCCGGUCUCCCAUGCAAAUCCGAUAUCGGAACCAAAACCGAUACAAGAACCAGAGCCAGAGACACCAGUUAAAACAGAAGAAAACUCGCUGUCUCAAGUGGAAGAGACCCCUCCCGAAGUUCCCAAGCCGGUGAAAGACCACCCGAAGCUACUGGCGAAGAAAUCCAGUGCCGAAUAUGUUCGCAAGGAGCAGGAACAAUCGUCCGCUAUCGCCAGCACAUCCUCAGGCUCUCAUGAAUUGCAAUCAGAGAAGUCGCAUACGAGCAUUGAUUGUUCUUUUAGCACUUCGUUAUUUCUUGAGACCCCACUUAAGGCCGAUUUCGGAAGUUUUCCGAUCACACCUCGAUUCCUGAUGCCAGCACAGAUCGAAAACACGCCCAUGACAAGGAGCAUACGAGAAGGAGUGCAAUCCAACUCCUCGAUGAAAAAAUCUGGAGACAUUCACACGCCUAUCUUCCCAAUAACCCCAGGACUGAUUAGUACGCCCAAGUCGACCAAUUCGGUUAGCCCGCACAGCAUGGGUGGAACCGGUGGAUUCAGUUCUCGCCGAACUGAUUACUCAUCUGGAAGCUCCUACUACAAACCCGACGAAUCCGAAGAUUUGGACAAGAAUCUUGAAGCUAUGCUCCACGGCGAAUGGAAAAAGCGAAAGGCGGAAGCUAGCGGUGAGCUCUCGGUGGAAAAGAUUCUUGUCGAAGAGCCCCCACCUCAAUUGGAGGCAAAUCCUCAGCUUGAACCAAAUCCACAAGAACAGGAAGAUGCCACGGCAAAUGUGACUGUAUCCUCGACAGAUUCCUCCAGUAGUUCAAGCUCGUCGUCGGAUUCCAGUGGCAGCGACGGAAGUUCCACGGAAAACACCCCAAUCAAGCGCCCGGAAAAUUCUCCCACACCCAGUCCCAUCAAGCCAUCGACUCAGUACCUCAAUGCAAACGACGCUCGCCGCCAACAGCAGGCUGAACUGGAGGCCAAGAAGCAGCGUACGAUCGCCCGCAUGAAGAAUGCCAAACCCGCGCAACCUAAAAAGAUGGAACGAAAAUUUGUUGCCCCGCUUGGCUUCAAAUCACGGAAGGUAGUUAUCUCUCGGAAGGACCUCCUACCGAAGAUAGCCCCUCCACCCGUUCCAGCGACGAGCCUCACACCGUCCGCUUCCUCCAAGCGCAAAAAUCCCACACCUCGCAAAGUAAUCGUUCUUGACAGGGUUCUGACUAUGAGUCCCAAAAAGCACUCUCCCAAGCGGAGAACGCUCUGUCAGCCGCAAGAAACACAUCGGAAGUCGCCGCGCACCACCCUUCCGAUCACCGAGCAGGACGUGCAGCGCAUUCUAACCCCUCGAAAAGAUCAAGUCAUCGAAGGAACAUACGAAAGUGAGAACCUGUCGCGAUUGAUCUGCACACCGGACAUUCCCGAUCUGGAUCCGGAUAAGAAACCCGUGUACGCCUUCAUGAGCCCGGAUCGUGGGGUUGAACCAAAUAAACCCAAAGGAACACCUGAUUCGAACAAGGAAAAUCAAUCCUUGGAGGAGCCAAAACAAUCAGUUCCCAACACAGAAGAGGCACACACAAGCAGUGAAGAAGAGGAUGACCCAUACAGCGAUUGUAAAUUCGAAUCGUGCUACGAAGACACCAAGUGUAAGUCGUUCUUCCGGGUAACGUUUAAUGAGAAGAAAUCUAUCGCUUCCGGUGAGCAAUCAGCUGAGCUCCAACCCAUCAAAAAGUUGAACAUUGUGCUGGAAGAGGGUCGCAGGGUUUGUCUCGAUGUUCAAGAUCCAAUCGUAAUUUUUGAACAGUCGCCCUCGCCAUCAAAGCCCCCCAAAACAGCUGCACAUCCCAAGAAGAAGGCAACCUCCAGCAAACCUAGGAGGAACACUGCGAGGAUACCCAAAAAGUCUACCAAGCCGAUGGAACCCCCUCCACUUCCGAUCAGUGCCGUGUCGAAGCUCAAAGCUAAAAUCAACGUCAUACCGGCGGUCCGUGGCUUGGGGUUGUCACCAGCCGCAAGGAGAACGGCGACACAGCUUCUGGUCGCCAAACGGCGUCACGAACGGGAAAUUUUGGCAGCUAGCUCGAAAAAGCUGAAACCCGAAGAACCUCCAGCGGACAAGCCCAAGAUUAAGCCGCUUUCGUUGGCGCCGUCGUCUGAAAACAUCGCAGCCUCAUCUAGCAGAGAGUUACCAGUUUCCCCCUCACCAAAGAUGCCUCUGAAGCUGGACAUGAAAAAGAAGCAACAGGAACAGAAACGCCGAACGUCGGCGACGGAAUCGGAAACGGGAAAUACUGCUGUGGCGGCGCCGAAGGACGCGAAAGCAGGUGCUGCUUCGGAAAAGAAACUCGAGGGUGAAUUUGUAAUCGAUGCGGUUCUUACGCACCUUCAUGGAUAGUGAUGUCGGCGAUGAGUUAGUACAACCUUAUUGAUUAAGUUUAAUUUGGCACCACCGUAUUGUGGGCAUAUUUUUUUUAAGAGUCGAUGAUGCUGUCGAUUUCGAUAGCCGUAUUUUAGUUACAAUGGUAUUAUCGAGUGGUAAGACUAAAGCUGUACAUUUUUUGUUUGUAUAGACGAUGCUUUCUAUAUUUGACUAUCGAGAGAUCGAGAAAUGUUGGUUCUGUAACGACGGAAAGAUUAAAAACGCUUAUGGUUAAUUAUGUCUUAUUUUCUAUUUUUAAAGUCAAACUAACUACUCAAUAAACUGUAUAAAUGGACAAGUGAGUAGAA